UCUGGAUAAUCAAGUACAUUUUACAUUGGGAUAGAAAGGCGGGAAAAUAUUACACUUCAGACUGCAGAGGUAAAUACUAUCAUAGAUUAUGGACUGUGAAGUAAAUACGAGACCGAGGAGAUAUGAACAUUGACAAUAUGAGAAAAAUGAUGGACCAUUUGGCCGUCCGUCAAUGUAGAGAAAUAAUCCUGGCAAAAGAAAAAAAAAACUAAGAGCCCAUGUCAGUUGCAGAACAUGAAAGCUACAAUAUCUUUCCAUUGUGAGUUCUGCAGAGAUGGAGUAGACGACCGUCUACUGCAAUAUGUACAGUUGGAGAUUAAAGACCAUCCAGAUUUAACAUGUAAAGUAGAGGACAAUCAGGUACUUAUUGAAGGGUGCCUGAGAACAGAUAUAGAACAGGAAAGAAAGAUCACUGGAGAAAUUGUAUGUAUUCACUGGAAAGAUGCUCAUUCAUUUCUGACUAAAAGUAAACAUAUGCGAUCUUGUUCAACAGUCAUGGUCCAAGUCGAUACACCGAAGAAUCAUUUUAUCACCAUACAUUGUAAUUUUAGUGAGGAUCGCGUUAUACUACUGGAUUCCUUUCAAUGUACAAAUGGGUUGGAGAUGUAUCCAGAACUAGCAUUGGAGUUAGAACAUCUAAUGAAAGAUCUGAACAUUUCGCUUAUACCAGUUGCCAUACAGAAAGAAAUCAAUGACGGAUUCUUUCAUUCUUUCAUGAAUUCCUUAACUGUAGAAUGGUCCAAACUUUUAACUACCCAACAAACCUAUGAAAUAUUCUUAAAUGAACUUGAGAUUUUUCAGGGUUUACUGAAGUCAACCAUGACAAGAGAAAAAAGUAUUAUAGAUCAUGAUAUGAACAGGAACGGUAAUUUGAAAAGAAUUGUAAAAGAACGAAUUCAAAGUGGUGUAGCAAAGGGUAAGACACUAGAAGACAUUAAAGAUUCCAUGAAGACAGUUUGCCAGAGUUUAACACGUGACAUUGAUGUGUACAUUGAACUCAAAUAUGCUAAAUGUGUUGCAGAUAAAUUUUUGAUACAUUUACAAAACACUUUUGAAACUCAAGGUUCUAGUUAUGUCGUUCUGCGAUCUGAGGUCCAAAACAUUUCAGAAAUCAAGGGCAUAAAAGAGCCUUUCGAUACUAUACAAAACUACAAACAACUUCAAAAAUGUGCUACACUUUUAGAUUCCAAAUCAAAGAUACGAUUUUUGAAAGGUUUUCAUGACCUUUGUCAUUACAAUUCAACAUCUGAAAAAGAAAUCGAAAUUGACGAAAGAAACUUUUUAAAUGAAUUACAAAACCAUAUGAAAAAUAUAGUUUUCAAUAUGUCUCAAGCAUCAGAAAAACUUCCAAAAUACUUAAAGAAUGCAUGGAAAAAAUCAUACAAUGCAGUGUACGCGAAUGAUUUACUCAAGAAAAUAUCCAAAACAAACGAUCGGUCUUUGUCAAAAUUGCAGAGUUUAGCUUUAAAAUUGUCGAGUUGUCAUUCCGAAUCAUUUAUUAUCUCCCUUGGAAGACUUUUUGGGAAAUUUUAUGAAAAAAUGUCUACCAGUUUCGUCACUGAAAAUGGCGUAGACAUUUUCAGAUGUGAAGGAACUUUUGUUGAUUUGAGGACAGUUAAAACCAAGAUCAAAGCAAAACAAGAUUUAUUUGAAAAAUGUUCGCAAAUUGAAAUACAGGCAGAAUUAUAUUUUUGUGUAAACUGCGACGUCAAAUGGCGAGGGAAAAACGUCAUUAUUGUCACAGAUACACUAAUCGUAGAUGAAGAUGAAGAACAAAUUGAAUACUCUUUGGAUGUUUCUGGCAAAAACGGUCUUUCACACCUUGAAAAUAAGGCACGGAACGGGACCGAACCGGACAGAGAUGGAUUAGCAGGCGAACCAGGAAGGCAUGGUGAAAGUGGUGGAAACGUUCAAAUUAUUGCUAAUGUUUUCAAAGAUGUAGAUGAUAUGACUGUCAUUUCAAACGGUGGAGAUGGUUCGGACGGCCAACAUGGCGGUACAGGUGCAGAUGGAAUAAAUGGAGUUGAUGGCAAAGAGAUUUCCGAAGUGGUGUUCAACAAAAGAUUUCCUGACGUUGCACAAUUUGAUACGCUUGUAUAUGUUAAUAAUUUUAAAGCAUUUAAAAAGAAUAAUUCGUUUACCACUGUAUUUGAAGAAAUCGCAACAGGUCUUUUUAAUACCAAUGAAUAUGGAAUCGGUGGAAAUUACUACUUCAAAGGAGUAACUGAUGACAAUCAUGCAAUAGAAUAUGGAGUUUGGUCGUGUGGCGCUUUUCUAUCUUUGCCAGCGUUCGUUGGAGCUCCAAUUAGGCAAUCAUAUUGUUUUUGUUCUGGUCAGCCGGGGACUUCUGGUACUCCGGGAGGCAACGGAGGUGCAGGAGGAAAAGGAGGAAAAGGCGGAUUUCAAGGAAAGAUUGAUAUAAGAAAUUGGAAAGGAAAACACAUGUGUACAAUUAAAACCUCUUGUCAUCCGGGUCAGUGUGGAUCUGACGGAAAAGACGGGAGAGGAGGAAUUGGUGGUAAGAAUGGCAAAAAUGGAAACGAUAGAGCACACAUUUGCCCAAGUCAAGCAAGAUCAACGAGAGUGUAUACAGGACAUCUUAGUAUUGUUGCAUAUGAAACAUCAACAAGUGAUAUGUCAUAUUGUCCAAAACGAGAAAAAUAUAUAGAUAUCAAAAGAAAAGCAUCUGAAUAUCCUACACUUCAGAGAUGUAAAGAUGGGGAAAAGGGACAAAGUAAUAAGAGGCAUAACAACCGAAUGACGGAAACCUCAAGGACAAAAAAGGCUCCAAUUGUAUUCAAAAAGAUAAAAGAAAGAUUCCAGCAUAUGUUCUAUUCGAAGGAUGAUAGUAUUAGCCUUCAGGACAAUGUUGAGGCAAAUACAACAAGAAUGGAAGACUUUACUUCAUACACCUCUUCUCAACACAUUAGAAAGGUGAUCAAAGAUACCAGAGAACAUGACUAUGAAAAUCAAAUUCAAAGCAAACAACUUGCACCAGUAUGCAUUGCUAAAAAGAGUUAUCAUUUCAAUGACACACCGAUGUCAACAUUCGAAAGAAAUCAUCAUUUAGAGAAGUUUUUAAUGCAGAAAGUUGAAACAGCAGUAGCGGCAGUAUUGACAGCAGUGAAUAAAGAAACCAAAGAAGCAUUUCCAGAUAAAGAACUUUGUACAAUUUUUGCAAUUGUAGAUCAAAUGUCAAUUCAUAAUAGUUUUGAUGAAAAACAUUAUGAACAUUUUCUAGACUUAAUAUAUCUUAUUAAAAACAAAUGUAUGAAACCUUUUUGCGAGGAAAAUUGGACAUACCUACAUGUUAACUACUGGAAAGACAGAAUUAUGAUUAAUUUUAAGUUCUACGUAUUAGAGAAUGUUGAUAGAAUGGUCAGACUUUACACAAAGGAAAAAGAAAGGGAAAUGUACACGAAUGAUCCUUAUUCUAAAACAAUAAUGGAUGAUCUACAGCUUGGAUUGAAAACAUUGUUUAAACACUUGAUUUGGAGUGUUUUGAAAUCAGACGAUGUGUCAUAUCUGAAAACCAUGGAGCAGAGUGUACAGAAACAAUUAGAUGAUCUUAUGCAGGAGAUAACGGAUUAUCGGAGAACCGUUUCUUUGUUUGGAGGAAAGGCCACAAUGUGGGUUGCUCAAGACGUGAAGGCUUUCAGUGAACCGGACAACGCGGAAUCAGAUUCCGACAGUGAAAUGGAACUUGAAUGUCAACUUGACUCCGAUAUUGAAAUUGUAGGAGAGUCCAAAACUGAUCCGAAAUUUUCAAACGAGUCUAAUCCGGAAAAUAGCUUUGUAGCACCAGGAAAUUGUAAAGCGUUCAAUGAUCUACACUUGGAGAAGGAAAAUGAGAGUGACAUAACUGCUUUGUUAGAAUGGGCAAAAUCUAACAGUACAAACAAGGUCAACGUUUGCUGUAUAAUAGAGAAGUUACAAUAUAUACAAUCAGAACAUAUUUCCCUAACUCUUAAAUGUUUAAGAUAUCGUCUUAUAAAUCAAUGUUGUCAAAUUUCAGAAGAAUUAUUAUUAUGGCUCUUGAUGAGCCUUUUCGAGAACGAGGAGUGCAUAGAAAACGGAAAAUACCUACGAAUGAUAGCUGCAACUAAACCAGAGAAAUGGAUUUUCGAAUGGAUAAUUCAAGAAAUGAUGUUUCGGUCUGAUCUCAAGGAUGAAUUGAUAUGUAGAGAUUUACUUAGCAGGUUACAUGGGGACAACGUAUAUUUUUUUCUCUGUAGAUAUAUGUCGAAACUUGGCGAAGGAGAACUAAUGACAAAACAUACGAUUGAAGUCAUGGUGGAAUCUCUGGAAACAUUGAACCAAGAUGUUGAUGAAAGUUUGCUAGCAGUAUUGGAAAACACAAAUAUAUUUGAAUGGUCCUAUACAAUUAAAUGGAAUGAAAAUAUAAAUGCACUUCAGUCUCUUCCAUUUUCCUGGCAGGAUGAAUCAAAGCUGUUAGAUGCUGCGUAUUACAGUAGUCAAAUCAUCAACAGAAGUGGACAGAAAUUUGUUAAUAAGAUUUACCAUUGUGUCAAGACUUAUCCUGUUGAACAACAUAUAUUUCAGUCUGCUUUGAAAAGGCUUUAUACUGGCAGUUUGAGUAUAGAUAUAAAAGACUUGUACAUGGUCGAAUCUUCUGAAGAAGCAAGUAGAAUAUUUGGAGAUAAUCUUAUCUACCAUGGUAUCAGAACAAGAGAUUGUAUCUUGUCAAUCAUGAAAGCUGAUUCCAAUACAACAUUAACGGAGGAUCAAGCAAGACAAAUAGGAUCAAUCUUAGCUAAAAUAAAUAAAAGAAGUUCUAAGCCAUCAACUGUGCUUACCAAUUCAGUGGAAGAGGAUGAAGACAAAAAUGAAUAUACAACUCGAAAUAUAUUAUCUUUUACACAGAAUGAUAUAAAAGUUUGGUCGCAAGUAUGUAAGCUGAUGUUAAAGUCACGUACACUGCGAUUUUCCAAAAUUUUCACAGAAAUAGUGGCUGUAAUAGAAAGAGCAAUAACAUUGAAAAGAGGUUAUGGCCUCCGCAACACACAAAAAAUCUCUAUUAUUUCUUUUCUCUUUGAUUUAGAUGUUUCUCACAAAGGAAUUCUACAACAAAUGUCAACGGGAGAAGGCAAAACAAUUGUAAUAGUUGUUCUGUCCAUACUUAAGGUACUACAAGGUGAAAAGGUCGAUAUUAUUACAAGCUCUUCUGUACUUGCAAAGCGGGACUCAGAGAUAAAUAAAGACAUUUUUGACUUAUUUGAGAUUUCUGUGUCGAACAAUUGCAGUGAGGAUAAACAUGACCGACAAGACGCAUAUUUGUCAUUCGUAGUAUAUGGCGAGAUAGGGACAUUUCAGCGUGAUAUUCUGUUGACAGAAUUUUACGACGAGAACGUAAUAGGGGGACGAGAUCGAGAGAACGUUAUUGUAGAUGAGGUAGACAGUAUGUUACUUGAUAGAGGCGAGACAGUUUUGUAUUUGUCACACGAGAUUGCUGGAAUUGAUGCCAUUGAGUUCGUGUACACAUACAUAUGGUCAUUGGUUAAUUCGAAAGAAAUGAUUGGAACAGAUGACGAUCGUAAAAAUGUACGUCAAUGUAUGCUUGAUGCAAUGUAUGGUAUAAUAUCUAUGAAAGAUAUAUGUAAAUGUUCUCCGCUAGAAAAUACAAUAAAUGUCCAUGAAAUAUGGAACAGUUUGAAAAAAGAAAAUAUAAUUGACAGUGAAGGGCGGUUACUUACACGGAGCUACGCACGUUUUGAUCAACUUGAAAAUAAUGGUACAACUAAUGGUUGCGACACAACAGGACAUGUCGUCAGUAUGCUGAAGGAUACGGUCAGGAAGGGAAUUUUGGUAGAGGUUCCGAAAUUUUUAGAAUCUUUCAUUAAUAGACAUCUGGACACUUGGAUAAGAAAUGCAUUUUAUGCUAAGUAUAUGGAAGAAGGCAAACACUUCAUUAUUGAUAUAGACCGAACAAAAAAUGACAGAGGCAAAGAUGUGAACAUUGUUAUAAUGGAUAUUGACACGGGAACUGAACAGUACCACAUGCAAUGGAAUUCUGGUCUGCACCAAUUUUUACAACUAAAAUAUAAAUGUGCUAUUUCUGCAGAAAGUUUAAAGGCUGUAUUCAUGUCAAACAUUUCUUUCUUUCGCCUGUAUUGUAACUUGUAUGGUUUAACUGGAACACUUGGAUCACAGAAAGAAAGGGACUUGCUGAAAGACAUGUACAAUGUCAGCUACAUUACAAUUCCGACAUUUCAAGAACCAAAGUUUGUUGAACAUGACACUUAUUUGUGCGAAUCGACAGAUAAAUGGGUAAAAUUAAUAACAGAGACAUCUGUUUCUCUGUCAAAAUCUAGACCAGUAUUAGUCAUUUGUGAGACCAUACACUCAUGUGAUGAAAUAGAAAAAGAAUUUGAGCGAAAUCGAGUUAAUGCUCAUGUAUAUAAGAACAGUUAUUGCGAAUUGUCUAUUCUGAAAAAUGAAACGGAGCUCGAAAGUGGCUGUAUCAUACUAGCUACAAACCUAGCCGGACGUGGAACUGAUAUACGAAUAAGUGAGGAUAUCAGUGUCCUUGGAGGACUCCAUGUCAUUUUGACAUAUUUGCCAUCAAAUCUCCGCAUAGAAGAACAAGCAUUCGGAAGAGCGGCAAGAAAGGGCCAACACGGAUCAGGUCAGUUGAUAAUUUGUGAAUGUAUGAAAGGACAACACAAAACCACGGAAAUUCUUACCAUUUCACGGAUGAAAAUACAACGUGACACAACAGAAAACGAAAGAAUUUCCAAAAUACAACAGAGGUAUGAGACUUUUAUUCGUGCUGAAGAAAGACUAUUCAGGAAAUUUCAAACGUUCUACGACAAGCUCAAACAAAAGCUUAUCACGAAACAGACGGAAUCAGAAUUUCAAAAAGUAAUAUUGCAAGCAUUACUUGAUCGCUGGGCGUUUUGGUUAGACUCUGUCGAAACUUCCUUGGAAAUUUCAGGAAACUUUUCAUCAAUAAAGGACAAUCUCAUUGAGUUUUUACAGGAAAUAGAUGUGUCAAGGGUCAAUCAUGAUUCAAGUAAAAUGACAAUGAUGCUACAUAGUCCUUCACAAUUGGUUAAGGCAGGAAAAGCAAAAACGUCAUCGAAAGAAUAUAACAACGCACAGACUUUUUUUGAUAACGUUAUAGACUGUGACCCAUCGUUUUCAGAAUCUGCACUUUACUACAAAGUUCACUGCCUAUUAAAAAGAGGGGAUUGUACAGGUGAUGAUUUCAAAAUUGUCCGAAAUAUAUUUGGAAUUUGCAAAUAUAUGAUUGAACAACGUAUAGAAAAACUAAGAAACGCAGUGCAAAUAGUAAAUGUCAUCAGCUCACAGUACACCAACAAAAGAGAGACAUUUACGGUAUCGGAUGGAUUUUUCCAACAGAAAGAAAAUGCUAUACAGAUAUAUUACCAAAUUAUAGACUCAAUCGAUUCUAUGAAUGGAUAUGCCAUAGAACCUGCUAUGUUUGUAGAUGCCACGUGUGGUCAGCUAAAUGCAAACAUGAUUUUCCGAGAUUUAGACACAAUAGGAAUUCUAUCUCCUCAUAAAGUUCGGGUAUUUCCCCCCGAAAAAACCACUUGGCAAUCUGUUACAGAGAGCUACGAGUUGUACUCCAACGAAAUAUAUUCAAAACUAGAUCAGCUUAAAGACAAAAACCGUGUAACAGCUGACGACUUUCAAGAUAUUCUUCCAAGUAGGGAGGAACUGUGGAUAUUCCUGAUGGACCAGGGUGUACUGAAGGACCCAAAAGAUUGUAUUUUGUUGCAUGAUAGAGACUUUCAAAGAUCUCGUCACAUAGUACCUAUGCGAAUCGUAGAUAUAUUAAAAUCGCUUGAAGACAAAAGUGUCGAUACUGAUAUUGAUAUUAAGAAGCACAUUUUCUUGUACUCAGAUCAAAAAGACAAAAUCCUUGCAGGUGAAGCAAGUCUCAUUCGUAUUGACACAUUUAAAGAUAAUUUAGGAUUUGGUCAAAUCCUUGAGGUGUUGAAAAGAGAAAAGAUAGUAUCUACUUGUUCUUUUGCACUUUUAGCACCAGGAGCAGAGAAAAAAAUGUUGCAUAGUAGAAUACCAAAAUUUGAUCAUGUUGGAUGUAACACAUUUAUAGUAAUGGGUGUACCCAGGGAUACGUCAAAGGUUAUAUUCGAUCAAUUGGUGGCAAAUGAGAUUCUUUCUAUUGACGGGCGAUUACUUACACUAGAAUUGGGAAGCAUUUGGCUGUCUUCAUUUAGCAAUUAUACAACUGAAGUUCGAAACAUAGUAGCAAAAUACUCAAAAUACCGGAUAUGUACAUUUCAUCUUUUGACGGAGCUAGAAUUACCAAUAGAUCUUUUUUCACGACCACACGAUAUACUAUUCGGAGACCUAAUUGAAGCUGGUGUAGUUACACCUUUUAAGGUGAAGGGUAACAUUUCAGAGAAGGAAAUGACUGAACAAUUAAAGUUUUUAUAUGGUCACGAGUGUGACAAGAAAAAGGCUCAACUAAUCGAAAUAGUAAGUUCCAGCAUUGAAAGUGGAAAAUACCGUAACUUUACACGAUCAGAAACGAAGGUGUUAUUUGACGAAGGAAUAUUUUUAGAUGAUGGGUUAGUAAUCGAACUGUAUUUCAAACGUUUUUUCAGUGAGUUACCAAAAAUAUUAAGUUCCGAGAUUUAUGACCUGUGCCGAGGAGGUUCUUUUACUGCGUAUGAAAUAGAAAGAGACUUGAUUGAUAAAAUGGUCUGCGUUAGAAGUGACACCAAAGAUUUGAAAUACCUAACAGUUGUUAUUAAAAACGACUCACUGAUGAAAACAUUACUGAAGCAAGAAUUAAGCAGCGUUGAGAAUGAAAUUAAAUGCUUUAUAUCAAGUCGACUUCAAAAUUAUCAAAAUACAUCCGGAUUAGUAGCGCAGCUUGAAAGAUGGAGAGAGGGCCUGGCUAAAUUUGACAAUGUUGACACUAAACUCCGGUCGUUAGCAGAUAGUUGUACAGAGGAGCAACUCAUAGGUCUUUAUGAUGAGAUUUUAUCAAUGACAAACAAUGGUUUUGGUGAUCUUAUUAUCUUGAAGGAACGAAAAUGGACAUUCAAAUCAGUUUUCAAGAUGUUCUGUAUCCUAGCAAUAGGACUGAUUCAAAUAGGUUUAGCACUUGCUAUUGAAUUCUAUUCAGUUGGAACUGGAACAUUCGUUGCAAACGCUUUGCUAAGUGAAGGUGUUGGAGAUAUCAUGUUUGCAGUUGAAUGUAUGAUUUCGGGACAUUGCACAAUGCAGUCAUAUUUACACCACAAGGCAUUGAGUGUGGCAAUAACAGUUGCCAGUGCUGGUAUCGGGGCUUUUGCUGCAAGAGGGUCAAAAUUUUCAAGAUUUGGAAACAAAAUAGGCGGUCAGUUUUUGCAAAAACAAUCUGGAAGUGCACUUUUGAAACAAGGCGUGUCCAAAAGAUUAUUGGCGAAAGCUGCAGCUAAACGAAUUGGAAAGAAACUUGUUGAAGUAACUUCUAUGAAGUUAGUGGAUAAAGGUGUAGAUUUUGUUAUAGAGAAAACUGUGCGAGCAUCUUUGGUUGAAUUCUGUGGCGAAAUAACAAAGAAAACACCGAAGGUAGCAUUAAAAACUAUUGAAAUACUGACAGAAUCUCUUUCUGCUCUUGUUAGAAAAGUUGGCAAGCAAAAUGCAGAACAAAUUGUUGAAAAGUUUAUUAACAAAUGUUUAACCUUGCAGACAUCUGAUGUUUCAAUGAUUCUUAGCAAGUUUGGUCAAAUUGCUAAUGCAUUUGGUAACGGCCUAGGUGAAGCCAUGGAAAAAUUGGGGCAUAGCGGAGAUUCCAGAAUGGAAUCUUUAAGUAAAAUAGCCAAGAUUGUCAGUGUAAUUGGAAAAGGUAUUAAAAUUGUAAAUGCUGUCCAAGAAGUCGGUAUAUUGAGAUCUUCAAUCUUGGAAAAAUUUAACAAUGAGAUUGUUGUGAAAUUACAAUUCGAAGACGGAGAUGUAGAGGUUGAAGACUGCGAGUCAUGGGCAUCAGAUCAGGUAGAUAAUGCAAUAAAAAAAGCUAAUACUGAAGUCACCAAAUAUCUAGAAAUGCAGUUAGAAGACAUUGUGGUAAAGCCAAUAUUACAAAAAGUAGGAUAUAAGAUAACAAGACAAAUAACUAAAAGCGUAAGUAAAUUGUACCGUUAUGGGAAAACAUGCCUUCAUCAAAAUGAUUUCAAUCGACUGAAAGCAGGACAUGAGUCUGAACUGCAUCAAGCACCAUCUGAAGCGAAAGACGAGAUUAAGUUACAGUACACUAAGAAGCUUCUAAAAUUAUUAAAAAAUACGAGGGACCCCAGCUUAUUUGCUGACAUUGUGAAAGAAGGAAUCCCCCUGGGUAUACACUCUGUUCAAGCUGUUUCCGAGAUUACAGGUGCUGUAAUUAACAUUGAAACGAUUGGAGGUGACGCAGUAACUAUGCCUCAGAAGUUUACACCUUGCGGAACAUAUUGUGGGGAACAGGGUUGCAUUACACUACAAUUUCAUGUCAAUCCUGAAACUGGCAUUGGUCAUUUUGUAUCUCCAAAUAGUAUGGAAGGCGAAUCUAAGCAUUAUGACUGUCUAUUAGAAGCUGUUACGCAAGAGACAGGAAUGGUUCUUCGAAGGGAGCACAUUGCAGAAACUAUAAGAACGCAUCCUGAAAUUCGGAGAAAUAUAAAACAAGGUAUCCACGAACAUUUCAUUAUCAAGGGAGGAAGCGGUGGGGUAGUUCAUGAUAGGAAGAAAAAAACAACCCCAAUGGAAAUAAUUGAACAAGGAAGAUUGCUACUUAUCUCCAAACAGGCAAAAGAAGAUAAAAUAUUAAUUGAAUUACAGAAAAGAGGACUUCCUACUACAAGACAAAAUAAAAACAAGAUCUGGGAAGAAAUGAAAAAGGAAAAUGAAAACGGAGAAAUUGAAAUCAGUAGGCAAAUUAAAAAAUCUGAGUAUUUUUUUAAAUCACAAAGAGACAAAUCAAAGCUUUCACAUAACUCUGAAAAAGCGACAGGAAACGAUGAAUUGUUUGAAACACGUUUGCUUGUGACAGAAAUAGCCCAAAGUUGUGUAAAAAAUAGUCCUAAAUACGUGGAACCAACAGAGAUUCAGUUUGGAGAUAAGUCAGAAGAUGUUGAUUAUCUGCAAGCUUACUAUCACUGUAGAUUUGACACUCGUUAUGUUUUGUUCAUACGGGAAGGAAAGUUGCAGGGUCAUUCUGGUGCUCUAUUCUUUAGGUCAAAGGAUGCAGCCGUGGAGGCAAAUGAAGAAGGUGUCAUUAUAGAAAAGUCAAACGUGGGUGGUCUGACAUCGGGGUCGAAAGACUUUCACAAACAGAGAACAGAUAAGGUCUGGGAAGGCAAAGAAAACCAUUUGUUCAGUAUACUGAACGGUAUACAAAAACAUGUUGAAAUGUUACCAACAAAGGAACAACUAGAAAAUACGGAUUUGAGCAAUUGUUAUUCACCAAUGGGCUAUCACUUGGAUAUAGACGAUCACAGGGAUAAAUUCAUAAUUGGCCUUGAACGCGAAAAAUACAAAUUGUGUAUUGCUGCUGAACACCUCAUACAUAGCAAUAAGAAUGCAUAUAAAACUAGAUCAUUGAAACAGUUCGAAAGAUCCUUUCGUGAUUUGAAGAAAACGAUAAAUGUUGACAAAACUUACAAACAAACAAUUCAAGAUAAAGUUAAGAGAAUAGAUAGCUUCAAAUCUUUUGGAAAUAUACUGAAAGACCCAGCGCCACAUCCUCCGCCGUCUACAAACAAUUAAUCAAUCAAACGUGUAUGAGUUUCAUGAACAAAAUAAAUAGUAGGAAAGUCAUAUAUACUACUCAAAGAAAGUGUGAUCUGAAAUGAACAGCAUUAUUGUUUUAAAAGAAUAUUUGAUUGAUUAAAGAAGAAAAGUAUGAUACAAAUGGGAGGGGAGCCUCCUGGACUAUCGAUUGUAAAAUUAAUUAUGUUCAAAAACAAAUAUUAUGCUUCAUGCUAUCAUUGACCAAACUAUAACCAAGGUAAAAGUUAUAAACAUAUAGUUAGUUUAUUAGUAGGAUAUGUACUAGAUGUCUACUUAUAUUAAUCCUUAAAAUAUUUUAACGCUAAACCAGUCGAAAGAUAAACU
Messenger RNA from Mytilus californianus (California mussel), 12090 nucleotides. RefSeq lists its product as uncharacterized. The record is from RefSeq and is a predicted model, not a curated record. The coding region runs from base 235 to 11742 and encodes 3835 amino acids. Lineage: Eukaryota; Metazoa; Mollusca; Bivalvia; Mytilida; Mytilidae. The transcript has 4 exons. Gene Ontology annotation, cellular component: membrane. Gene Ontology annotation, biological process: protein targeting; protein import. Gene Ontology annotation, molecular function: ATP binding; ABC-type protein transporter activity.